This is a messenger RNA of Brachypodium distachyon (stiff brome), 2540 nucleotides long. RefSeq names its product probable aspartyl protease At4g16563. Gene Ontology annotation, cellular component: extracellular region. Bases 945 to 2270 code for a protein of 441 amino acids. Gene Ontology annotation, biological process: proteolysis. Lineage: Eukaryota; Viridiplantae; Streptophyta; Magnoliopsida; Poales; Poaceae. The transcript has a single exon. The record is from RefSeq and is a predicted model, not a curated record. Gene Ontology annotation, molecular function: aspartic-type endopeptidase activity.
CCUUAAAAACAAGAAUAGCACUUAUGGUCCUACAAAAUCUUGGUAAGAUCCCCAGGAGGUAUCAAACCUUAAUAAUGAGGUAUGUUUACCUUUUCAGCCUUCCUGUUAUUUAGAAUCGGUCAAAACUCACCGCAAACUGCUAUUAGGUUCGGCAGUGCAAUUAGGCUUAAAAUUUGAAACCGAGAAAGCUUUUCUGAAGUUUUCUAGCUAAGCCAUUUCUCAUGUACUUUACUCUUUUGAAUUCAAGAGAUCAUUUGUGGUUUCCAGUAUAGAAAGGACGAGGAAAAGAAAGAGAGUGGGAUGCCAAAAUAUAAGCAAUUUCUAGCACACUCAACAAGGAGGAUUAGCAUUCCUUCUCUUAACUAAGGCAAAUUGAUGAACUAAUGGGUGCAGGUGUCAUAAGUGAAUCAAAAUACUAUGAUCCUCGAAAAUACCAGCUAAUCAGAUGCCUAGAAAGUGCUCCCUGCCUUUAAAAGCUUCCAUUAUGUGAGCUAUCUAGGACAUACAAAGAGAACUCUGCUAAGAACACUGAAAUAGUUAAUCUAUCUCCAUUUUUAAUAUCAUAAUAAUAUUGGUACAUUAGCUACUAUCAACAAUGUUAAUAUUUCUAUCAGCAGCAUGAUCAGGUGUCUUACAUCAGAUAGCAUAUAGCUGAAGCUAGUUCCAACUAAGAAGGCCAUUUGAAUAUCUCUUGCAUUAUUAAUUCUGAACUAGUUUUUUUUUUUGGGUACUGAACUAGUUUUAGUUGUACACAGCUUUCUAAAGCUUAUAAGUCGUCAUAAUUCCCCUCUCCUGCCCUGUCACACAAUAUCCAUCAUUUCAUUCUCCUAUCUAUUCUUCUUUGCCUACUAUCCAACUUCUCUAAUUCACUUGCAGAAAAUAGCAAACCCCAGAGCAGUGUGAUCCUUGGUCUUAGCCAUGUUAGAUCUCUCGCUGCUCCAUCCAUGGGGCUAGCAUACUCCACAAAAUUUGACUUCUUGGACAUCAUAGAGCCAAUAGCAACAUACACAGAUGGCUACCUUCUGUCCCUUAACCUUGGCACACCCCCACAGGUUUUCCAAGUGUACUUGGACACAGGGAGUGACCUGACCUGGGUUCCCUGUGGCACCAACACCAGCUACCAGUGCCUGGAGUGUGGCAAUGAGCAUAGCAUCUCAAAGCCAACUCCAGCCUUCUCCCUUUCACAAUCUUAUUCAAGUACCAGGGACCUGUGUGGCAGUCGCUUCUGCGUCGAUGUCCACAGCUCCGACAACUCCCAUGAUGCAUGCGCUGCGGCGGGGUGCUCCAUCCCUGUCUUCAUGAGUGGUUUAUGCACUAGACUUUGCCCGCCCUUCGCCUACACUUACGGCGGCCGAGCACUGGUCCUUGGCUCCCUUGCCAGGGACACUAUAGCACUCCAUGGCAGCAUAUAUGGCAUUAGUGUUCCCAUAGAGUUCCCUGGGUUCUGCUUUGGGUGUGUUGGUAGCUCCAUCAGGGAACCUAUUGGCAUUGCAGGGUUUGGCAAGGGCAAGCUCUCCCUGCCAUCCCAGUUAGGAUUUCUUGACAAAGGCUUCUCCCAUUGCUUCCUAGGUUUCUGGUUUGCGAGGAACCCUAACAUCACCAGCCCUAUGGUCAUAGGAGAUCUCGCGCUGUCAGUGAAGGAUGGCUUCCUCUUCACCCCGAUGCUGAAGAGCCUCACUUACCCAAAUUUCUACUACAUUGGCCUAGAGGGCGUUACUAUAGGAGACAACGCCGCUAUACCUGCUCCUCCAAGCCUGAGCGGCAUCGACUCUGAAGGCAAUGGAGGGGUCAUCGUCGACACUGGGACGACGUACACGCACCUCUCGGACCCGUUCUACGCGUCGGUCCUAUCGUCCCUCAGCUCGACUGUCCCGUACAACAGAUCGUACGAGCUCGAGAUCAGGACGGGGUUCGAUCUCUGCUUGAAGGUCCCCUGCAUGCACGCUCCGUGCAACGACGACGAGCUGCCCCCGAUAACAGUCCACCUCGGCGGUGAUGUGACGCUAGCGCUGCCCAAGGAGAGCUGCUACUACGCGGUGACAGCGCCCAGGAACUCGGUGGUCAUCAAGUGCCUGCUGUUCCAGAGGAAGGACGACGAUGGCGUUUUUUCCGCUGACAACGACGAUGGUGAAGAUGCCUCCUUCAGCGCCGGUGGCCCCGCGGCGGUGCUGGGGAGCUUCCAGAUGCAGAACGUGGAGGUCGUCUACGAUCUGGAGUCGGGCAGGGUCGGGUUCCAGCCCAGGGACUGCGCCCUUGGCGUUGGCGCCUAGCUGAGCUGCAGCUGAUGGAGCAGCAAUUCGUGGUACGUACGCGCGUGCACAUGUAUGAUGUAUGCUAUCAGGUGUUGUUUGUCUUAAAUUAUCAGAUUGGAGCCACUGUGUGACCACUAUAUGUAUUUGUGAGCGUGUUAUAGUACAAAGUGGCCGUACAAGGUCGCUAGCAGAAAAGAUGGGUCUCCAGUGGAGAGUUCAUGACGAGAAAGCAGCAUGCAGUUCAAAUUGUACCGGGGGGAUGAGUGCUUCUGUUUCAGAUUGAAAAUA